AAUCUCGACGGUGUCGAGUGUCGCGGUUAGUCAGCGUUCGCCGCUCACGUAAGCGACGUAAUCGCGCUUUCGGGAUAAACAAGAACCCCCGCUAUGGAGACGCGUCGCGUCUCUCCUUCUGGAAACGCGAUACUCGUGCGCAUUCAUUUUAUCGGGCUCAAUCUGGCCUAAAAAACCGAAGAAAAAAAAAAGGUCUUUAUCUCGCGCCGCGUGACCUCUGCCAUCGGGCUCUCCGUAGCCGUGAAAUUCACUCCGAGAUCGCUCACUCGGUGAUCUCGGAGGAGCCGUUCAUUGACUCUCUCCCUCUCCUCUCUCUCUCUUUCUUCUCCGCAUUCUCCCUCUCCCUUCGACGCGGUGCAUCUGCAUCACUCGCUCGCGCGCACUUCGCCGUGCAUAAAGUCGCUUCUCUCUCGGUUCUUCCCCGGUCUCCCUCCGCGAGCGAUUCGCCCCACCAGUACUCGAACCUCUUCGCGACGAGGAAGAGGUGGUCUGUGUGCCUCGCCGGAGAGGAACGAGCCGCUCGGCUCGAAGUGGAGUUUAUUCCGUGUUCUCCGGUGUGUCUAGUGUCAGUUCUGGCGCAACCGCGUCUGCACGCGCGGAAUUAUUAUUUUGUUCUCGCGCGGCGUAUUUUUCUCUGAAAGAGCCGAAGAGGAAUAUCUGUGCGCGUGGAGGAAGAGCCCGAGGACGACGUUGCUCACCAGGUCUUAGUGUUGAUUCAUCGCGGAGGCUGCAAAGGCGAACAUCAUUAUCGGAAUAAUGAAGAGAGAAGCCGAGGCUGGCGCUAUGACAGGUUCUGGGGGUCCAACGAGCCCCCACAAGCGCUAUCGACAGGGUGACGAUGAGCUCCGUCUUCUCAUCCCGAGUAAGGUUGCCGGUUCGAUAAUCGGCAAGGGUGGCCAGAACAUCACCAAGCUCAGAAGUCAGUACAAAGCCUCAAUCAUUGUACCCGAUUGCCCCGGACCCGAACGGGUGCUUACCAUCAGCUCGGACCUGCCCACCGUUUUGCAAGUGCUGAACGAGGUCGUACCUAAUUUGGAAGAGACACGAUUUCAGAACGGCUCCCGUCAUGGCAGCGACGAGAUCGACGUGCGCAUGCUGGUGCAUCAGAGUCAAGCGGGAUGCAUCAUCGGCAAAGGGGGUCUGAAGAUCAAGGAGCUCCGCGAGAAAACCGGAGCCAGGAUCAAGAUCUACUCCAACACCUGCCCCCGCAGCACGGAUCGCCUCAUCAGCAUCUGCGGGAAACCCUCGACGUGCAUCGAAUGCAUACGCGAAUUGAUCGCCACCAUUAAGACUUCACCGCUGAAGGGUGUGAACAAUCCUUACGAUCCGCACAACUUCGACGAUUUUUACGCCGAUGAUUAUGGCGGCUACGGGAACGCCGACGGUAAUCAGGGCAAGGUCGGCGGAUUUGGCGGGCCCGGUGGUCGCGGUGGUGGCGGCGGCGGCGGUGGCGGUGGCGGAGGUGGCGGUGGCGCCGGGGGUGGUGGCGGCGGGAUGCCGCCGAGACGCGACAAUCGUGGCGGCGGUCCUGGCGACAUGAAUCGCGGCUUUCCGCCGCCACCAAGAGGCGGCCCACGCGGAGGCGGCGGCGGCGGAAUGUCCGGCGGCCCGCCGGAUCGCGGAUAUGGGGGUAACUCGCGCGUAGGCGGUGGCGGCGGAGGCGGCUACGAGGGCGGCCGCGGAGGUGGCGGAUACGGUGGCGGAAGUGGCGGCGGCGGCGGUGGUGGCGGCGGCGGCGGCGGUGGCGGUGGCGGUGGUGGUGGCGGUGGCGGCGGAAACCGAGGCGGACCGCCACCCUACGGCGGCGGAAAUUACAACGGUGAUGGAUGGGGAAUGCAAGGAGGCGCGCCUAAUGGCCUAGGUGGCGGCGGUAACUUGGGGAUGGGUGGCCCACCUAUGGGUGGAAACAAUCAAGGCAACCAGGGCAACAUGAGCGGAAACAAGACCAGUACACAAGUCACCAUUCCCAAAGACUUGGCCGGCGCCAUAAUUGGCAAAGGCGGUGCGCGGAUCAGAAAAAUCAGGUCCGACAGUGGUGCUGGAAUAACUAUAGACGAGCCACUGCCCGGCAGUAACGAUCGUAUCAUCACUAUUACCGGGAUUCCCAGUCAGAUACAAAUGGCCCAGUACCUGCUGCAGCAGAGCGUGCACGAGAAUGCAGAUCAUUACUAAGCCAUGGUUGCAUUCGGGGGAGGGGGAGCCAAAGAUACAUUUUUGUAUUUUUUUUUUUUUUUUUUUUAGAAAUAUUUCUUGGGUAAAUAUGUAAACGUUGAGAAAGUGGAAACUGAAACAAGUACAUAUGUUGACAUGCAUCCACGGAGACAACUUCCGACAAAGCGCUACGCGCAGAAGAAUGUGAUGGAAUUUUACACACACCACACGUGAAUCACCCUCUCCCAGAAAGAGAAACGCUUAAAUGGUCUAUGCUAACGCGACCUUGAUGUAGCGAGAUACUGUUCUCAAGAAUGGUAGCCGCCCAUCGCAGCCUGCAAAGUAAAUUGAUCUAUGAAUCGAGUACCGCUAAACAUUUUCGAUGUCGGCCUUUUUUUAGAUUAUAGAACUCUCUUUGUAUCGUGUUCGAGGCACAUACACAUAAAUACACUGUCGAUGUGACAGCGGGGGGUUUCAAACUGGCGAACAAAUCGCACCGUGUUCCCCGAUGUUAGCAUUCCCGAGAAAACGUAUUUAUCGCUUGAAAGAAAUCCAAAGAAUGAUAUCCCUUCUCUCUACCGUAAUAGCGCGAGCUAUUUUACGAGACAUCGUAUUUAUCUCCCUCUUUUUCUCUCUUUUUUUUUUUAAAUCAUUAUUAGAUGUUGUUCCCUUUUAUUCGACGGAAUUAACGUAUUAAUUUUGAACUAUAUCAUAGUGUGUUAACGAAUGAUCGCUGAUGAAUGACACUGGCGCGAGACAGCCAAUUUGAAACCGUUUACGCGCGUUCAAGCGACUUUUUGAACAUCGAGACCUGACAACGCACACUUUUUUCGCAUUACGUUUCUUUCCAGCUUUUUGAUAAAUUCUUUACAAAUUUUAAUCCUAUUGAAGUAUAAGAGUAAAUGCGCAAUGGAGUGAAUGCGAGGGCAACAGUGUCGGAAGAGCGAGGUUGCAGCGACGAAGAGCGAGAGAGAAAGAGAGAGAGAGAAAAAAGAUUUCACAACUAGGCAAAUAUAUUUGCAAGAGAAAAGAAGCAUACAAAAAAAUAUAUCGCGAAAAGAAACUGUACAUAAGACCCACUAACCAUCCUUUCCCCUUCCUUAAUUGCCGCAUACACCGUUUCUCUGCUGUUGCAUUAUAUUAUUGUAGUUACUAUAUAUUGCUUAUUAUUAUUAUUACUAUACAUGGUUAUAUUGAUAAGGAUAUCUUUUACAUUAUUAUAUCCCACCCUAAAUCUGAACUAAUCAUACUUUAUCUUUAGGGAACGCAUAAGCAGCGUUCUUAGUGUUAUAAUUAGUAAUUAGAUUUAAGGAAGAGAUAAGUAAGUAAGAGUAUAUGGGGGGCACCAUCGGCGAAGAGGGUACCAAACGGUUUAGGGAACGAUAAUAUUGAAUCUGCAACGAAGUCUGUUGUGUAUUAGUAAUAUAUUUCGAUAAAAAUAGAUGUAUCAUGUUCGAUUUAUUUUCUGACUUAAAUAAUACUUUUUUCAGUUUGUUUCAUUCGCCUCUAUAGUUAUUUUUCUAUUAUAUAUUGUACAGAGAAUAUCCCUCUUGCGCGAGAGAAAUGUGAGAUGUAGAUUAUCGAGACGAGUUCAAACGACGCUGUUGCCGCAGCUUUAAAUCUUUUAUCACGAUCACACCCUCGUCGAUGUGUGAAAUCUUCGAUUCAAAAAAGGAAAAAAAAUUCACACAAAGAUACGACGACUGCAACAGUUUCAAAAGUAACAUAUGCCGAAUUCGACGUAUAACAUAAUCUGUAAAUAUAUACUUGUACCGUAGAAAUAGCACUAUCUUGUGAAACGCAACUCUACGCUCGAGCGAUUGUAUUUUUUAACAAGUAUAGCGGCCGUAUAGGUGAUUUUUUCUAAGUGCAAUUAAAAACAAUUGUACCGAAAAAGCGUUAUCUAGUGCAGCCGUUCGAGCAAUCGUGAUUAAAAGAACCGCCCCGGAGAAUAACGAAUUUAAUUCUCGAGCUAACGUUAGAGGGUUACAUGAUCGUCAUCGACGCAUAUGCCGGACUGUACAACCCUUGACCUUGAUAGAAAAAAAAA
Messenger RNA from Nylanderia fulva, 4201 nucleotides. RefSeq names its product Heterogeneous nuclear ribonucleoprotein K (gene HnRNP-K). The record is from RefSeq and is a predicted model, not a curated record. Lineage: Eukaryota; Metazoa; Arthropoda; Insecta; Hymenoptera; Formicidae. Gene Ontology annotation, molecular function: RNA binding.